AUGGCUCCAUGGCAGUACCUUCGACAGCGACCUGCAGGGCUCCUGCUUUGCGUGGCGCAUCCUGGUGAGAUUGUCUUUGUGCCUGCUGGGUGGUGGCACGCUACCUGGAAUUUGGACGAUUUCGGACUGGCAGCAGGCUGGGAGGGCGGCGAUUCUGCGCAGUGGGGGGUAGAGAUGCAUGCUGUAGCGGAUGGAAAUGUUGCUGAGCUGCAGGAGCUUUUGUCUGCUCAGGAGGUUACGAAGCCUCUCCUCGUCCUGUCUGCAAGAGCGGGGCGACUUGAAGUACUGGAGCUUCUGUUGAGCCAGGGUGGUGGCCGCUCCAUCCUCGAGAGGCAUGCAGCUUCGGCAGCAAUCGCAGCUGCAAG
Symbiodinium pilosum is the source of this 365-nucleotide messenger RNA. Lineage: Eukaryota; Dinophyceae; Suessiales; Symbiodiniaceae. The record is from the annotation of a GenBank genome assembly.